GGAGCCCGGCGGCGGGGGCUUCGCGCACCUCCCUCACCCCCCUCACUUGCCCACCCCGCUCGAGAGACCGACAGGAAACGGUCUCUGGCCUGUCAGGAGGACCCCUGGUGCUGCGGUGCAAGCCAGCGGCUAAGUCUCGUGUAUGGCGUGGUUAAGGUUGCAGCCUCUCACCUCUGCCUUCCUCCAUUUUGGGCUGAUUACUUUUGUGCUCUUCCUGAACGGUCUUCGGGCAGAGGCUGGCACCUCAGGGGAUGUGCCCAGCACAGGGCAAAACAAUGAGUCCUGUUCAGGGUCAUCGGACUGCAAGGAGGGGGUCAUCUUACCAAUCUGGUACCCGGAGAACCCUUCCCUUGGUGACAAGAUUGCCAGGGUCAUUGUCUACUUUGUGGCCCUGAUAUACAUGUUCCUGGGGGUGUCCAUCAUUGCUGAUCGCUUCAUGGCAUCUAUUGAAGUCAUCACUUCUCAAGAGAGAGAGGUGACUAUCAAAAAGCCCAAUGGAGAGACCAGCACAACCACGAUCAGGGUCUGGAACGAAACUGUCUCCAACCUGACCCUCAUGGCCCUGGGUUCCUCUGCUCCUGAGAUCCUCCUCUCUCUAAUUGAGGUGUGUGGUCAUGGGUUCAUUGCUGGUGAACUGGGACCUUCUACCAUUGUGGGCAGUGCAGCCUUCAACAUGUUCAUUAUCAUUGGCAUCUGUGUCUACGUGAUCCCCGAUGGAGAGACUCGCAAGAUCAAGCACCUACGAGUCUUCUUUGUCACUGCUGCUUGGAGCAUCUUUGCCUACAUCUGGCUCUAUAUGAUCCUGGCAGUCUUCUCUCCUGGUGUGGUCCAGGUUUGGGAAGGCCUCCUCACUCUCUUCUUCUUUCCGGUGUGUGUCCUUCUGGCCUGGGUGGCAGAUAGGCGACUGCUCUUCUACAAAUACAUGCACAAAAAGUACCGUGCAGAUAAACACCGAGGAAUCAUCAUAGAGACUGAGGGUGACCACCCCAAGGGCAUUGAGAUGGAUGGGAAAAUGAUGAACUCCCACUUCCUAGACGGGAACCUGGUGUCCCUGGAAGGGAAGGAAGUGGAUGAGUCCCGCAGGGAGAUGAUCCGGAUUCUCAAGGAUCUGAAACAGAAGCACCCAGAGAAGGACUUAGAUCAGCUGGUAGAGAUGGCCAAUUACUAUGCUCUUUCCCAUCAACAGAAGAGCCGUGCCUUCUACCGGAUCCAAGCCACUCGGAUGAUGACUGGCGCAGGCAAUAUCCUGAAGAAACACGCAGCAGAACAAGCCAAAAAGGCCUCCAGCAUGAGCGAGGUGCAUGCAGAUGAGCCUGAGGACUUUGUCUCCAAGGUCUUCUUUGACCCAUGCUCUUAUCAGUGCCUGGAGAACUGUGGGGCUGUACUCCUGACAGUGGUGAGGAAAGGAGGGGACACGUCCAAGACCAUGUACGUGGACUACAAAACAGAGGAUGGUUCUGCCAACGCAGGGGCUGAUUAUGAGUUCACAGAGGGCACUGUGGUCCUGAAGCCAGGAGAGACCCAGAAGGAGUUUUCCGUGGGCAUCAUUGAUGAUGACAUUUUUGAGGAGGACGAACACUUCUUUGUGAGGUUGAGCAAUGUUCGCCUAGAGGAGGAGCCGCCAGAGGAGGGGAUGCCUCCAAUAGUACUCAAUAGUCUUCCCUUGCCUCGGGCUAUCCUGGCGUCCCCUUGUGUGGCCACAGUCACGAUCUUGGAUGAUGACCAUGCAGGCAUCUUCACUUUUGAAUGUGACACGAUUCAUGUCAGUGAAAGUAUUGGUGUCUUGGAGGUCAAGGUUCUGCGGACAUCAGGUGCCCGGGGCACAGUCAUCGUCCCCUUUAGGACAGUAGAAGGGACAGCCAAGGGUGGUGGAGAGGAUUUUGAAGACACAUAUGGAGAGCUGGAAUUCAAGAAUGAUGAAACUGUCAAAACAAUUCACAUCAAGGUAAUUGAUGAUGAGGCGUAUGAGAAAAACAAGAAUUACUUCAUUGAGAUGAUGGGCCCCCGCAUGGUGGAUAUGAGUUUUCAGAAAGCGCUCCUGUUGUCUCCAGAGGUGACAGACAGGAAGCUGACUAUGGAGGAAGAGGAAGCCAAGAGGAUAGCAGAAAUGGGAAAGCCAAUAUUGGGUGAACACCCCAAACUAGAGGUCAUCAUUGAAGAGUCCUAUGAAUUCAAGAGUACAGUGGACAAGCUGAUCAGGAAGACAAACCUGGCCUUGGUUGUGGGGACUCAUUCCUGGAGGGACCAGUUCAUGGAGGCCAUCACUGUCAGUGCAGCAGGGGACGAGGAUGAGGAUGAGUCAGGCGAGGAGAGGCUGCCCUCCUGCUUUGACUACGUCAUGCACUUCCUAACGGUCUUCUGGAAGGUGCUGUUUGCCUGCGUGCCCCCCACAGAGUACUGCCAUGGCUGGGCCUGCUUCGUGGUUUCCAUUCUCAUCAUCGGCAUGCUCACAGCCGUCAUCGGGGACCUGGCCUCCCACUUCGGCUGCACCAUUGGCCUCAAGGACUCGGUCACAGCUGUUGUCUUUGUGGCAUUUGGCACCUCUGUGCCAGAUACGUUUGCCAGCAAAGCAGCCGCCAUCCAGGACGUGUAUGCAGACGCCUCCAUUGGCAACGUCACGGGCAGCAAUGCGGUCAACGUCUUUCUGGGCAUUGGCCUGGCCUGGUCCGUGGCCGCCAUCUACUGGGCCCUUCAGGGACAGGAGUUCCGCGUGUCAGCCGGCACGCUGGCCUUCUCCGUCACCCUCUUCACCAUCUUCGCGUUCGUCUGCAUCAGCGUGCUCUUGUACCGCCGGCGGCCCCACCUGGGCGGGGAGCUGGGCGGCCCUCGUGGCUGCAAGCUGGCCACGACCUGGCUCUUCGUGAGCCUGUGGCUUCUCUACAUACUCUUUGCCACGCUGGAGGCUUACUGCUACAUCAGGGGGUUCUGAGCCACAGAACCAGGCCUCCCACUGGGCAGGCCCAGGACUCCUAAGAGAAGGGCGCUUCCCUACCCAGUGACCUCUCCCGGAUACUCAGCCCUGGAGAGGUAGCAUCAGGACCCGAGCCCCAGGAACUUCACCUGACUAGGCCCUGGCAGUGAACUGAAAGGGCAGAGUCAAUCAAUCCAACAGAAGGGAGGAAACACCCACUUUACAAAGUACUUAAUUCAAUACAAGCCAACAACAGCAACAAAUCCACCUCCACCCCAUCUUCCCACCACGUCCCUGGCCCAUAGCAAAGGGCAGACCCUUUUGCCAUCUUUUAUUCCACCUUCUUCUGAAUAUUCCUUUGCUUCUACUUUCCUCAGGGGCAGGGAUUCUCCUGUCUGUCAAGUUCAAUACAUCACCGCUCUCUCACUCAGCCGGCGAGGCGUGAAAAUGAGUCUGAUCCACGUGGCUGGUUUGGGGUUCUCUUUUCAUUGUAAUCAUGAUGGUGGUUGCUUCGUUUCCCCAUCAGGUUUUGCUCAUUGAUUGUUUGUUCGUCUUGUCUUUCCUUUUGGAGGUUAGUGACAGAGGUGCUGUGAUGGAGCCCAAGGGUAGAGGCAGGAACUUCCAGACACACACAUUCCCACUCACGCUGGGUAACAGCUGUCUCUUGCUCUAUCCAGGUCCUGUCCGCCAUCCUCUUUUUCCUCUGCACUCUUGAGUGGACUGAUGGUGUCUGGGUGGCAGUAAGUUUGCACACCCGUGCGGGGCACUAAAGGACAGGGGCUGUGGCAGGAGCAGGAACAGCUUUCUGUCAAGCUUCGGUCGAAAUCCGGUUUAAAACGAGAAGUCGUUCUCUCCCCUGCCCGAGCCUUUUAGAUUCUUUCUGUCUCGUCGUGUCAAUGUCUAUGUGUUUAUCCUUCUGUGGGAAGACCCACCAAGUGGGAGAGAGGGGACAAAAAUAGGAAUGGGAUGUGAUGACCUAGGGCAGCUCGGGAAGCAGGAGGGAUCUCUGCCUUCUAGAACAUCUUUGGCUUCGUGUCGGAGGCAGGAGAGACGUCCACCUAGUGAGAUCUCUAAGGGGGGAGAUACUUCACGUCAGCACUUUUGAGAAAUGUCAGUUUCACCACCCCUCACUUUCUAACGUGCCAGACUGAGAACUCUGAGUGUAUUUCUUGAUUUAAUGGGAAAACUUAGACGUAUAUAAGGAAAUGAGGGGCUCCUGCCACCUCUCCUGAACGCUCGGGUCGUAUUUGAAAACAUUUUCACAAGACAGGAACUAGAACUCAUCUCUCCCACAUCCUCGCUUGUUUUUAAACCUCUGGAAGCACUUUUUCCAGCCUGUGGGCUGUUUCUUGCCCCAGUAGGAGGAACCUUAGUUGCCAUAAUCCCACGGAGCCUGGGUUUAUUGAAAGAGAGGUUGCCGUGCCCUCCAGACCUUUUCCCAACAAGUUUUGAAAGGACCUGGCUUUAAAACACACACACACACACACACACACACACACACACACAAAUGACCACACAUAUGAAAUCACCACAAAACUGCCCACAGAUCUUCAGGCUUUCUGCAUUGACAUAAAUACAUUUUUUAAAGGAAAAGAAGAAAUUAAAAUACACCUGUUUAAUUUUAAACACAUUUUUUAAGAAAAAAAUUAAAAAAGAAACAGUGCUCAUGUCACAAGCUAUGUUGACAGUUGCUGGUGGAAAUGUUGGGUUGGUUUAAAAAAAUAAUAAAAGCUAUACUUAUCUCUCUCUAAA
Vicugna pacos (alpaca) is the source of this 4663-nucleotide messenger RNA. Lineage: Eukaryota; Metazoa; Chordata; Mammalia; Artiodactyla; Camelidae. The record is from RefSeq and is a predicted model, not a curated record.